This is a messenger RNA of Stegodyphus dumicola, 759 nucleotides long. RefSeq lists its product as uncharacterized. NCBI's taxonomy places the organism in Eukaryota, Metazoa, Arthropoda, Arachnida, Araneae, Eresidae. The record is from RefSeq and is a predicted model, not a curated record.
UUUCAUUGCUUUGACGUCAUUCAGUAAAACAACCUACAGAACCAGGCAGCUCACAUCUUAUAAAAGAGUCCCCAAAAAUUCUUCAGCCUUCAAGUUGCCAGACGACCAGGAAUUUUCCCUGAAGAAGCAUCGGUAAUUUCAAUAUGAAGAUUCUAGUUUUAGCCAUUUUCCUGUCAGCCAUGCUGGCCUUAGCUUGUGGCGGAAUUGCUCACGAAGUCAACAAGCGAGCUGCACAAUCUGGUGGAGAUCGUCGUGGUGGAGGAUAUGGUGGUGGAAAUAGAGGACAAAGUGGGCACGGAGGAUAUGGCAGCGGAACCGGAGGACAUCGUGGUGGGCAGCAAAGUGGACAUGGGGGAUAUGGCAGCGGAAGCGGAGGACAUUGUGGUGGACAGCAAAGUGGACAUGGGGGAUAUGGCAGCGAGCACGGAGGACAGCGCGGUGGACAGAACGGAGGAUAUGGCAGCGAACACGGAGGACAGCGCGGUGGACAGAGCAGUGGUCAUGGGGGAUAUGGCAACCAGCACGGAGGACAACGUGGUGGACAAUACGGUGGAAACCGUGGAAGUAGUCAAGGUGACCGAGGAAGUUAUGGACAUGGAGGAGGAUAUCAUCAAGGUUAAACAAUUAGAAAUAAUUCUGCGAGAUAUUCCGAUUUCCUUUGAGCAACUUGGAGCAAUAUGCUUAUGGCCUUACCUUGAUCUCGUUUUUUUUUUUUUAAAUGUUGCAAAGUUCGCAUAAAAUAAAAAAUACAUUCUUAAA